Molecule: messenger RNA, 3382 nt
Organism: Notolabrus celidotus (New Zealand spotty)
Lineage: Eukaryota; Metazoa; Chordata; Actinopteri; Labriformes; Labridae
Gene: iqck
Product: IQ motif containing K
Exons: 10
Coding region: 77-1129 (350 amino acids)
Molecular function (GO): protein binding
Source: RefSeq, a predicted model, not a curated record
CGUAGGUCCCUGCCAUGACCACUUCCUUGGCAACCAGCGAGUCCCUGGCAACCACUUGCAGCGAACAGGCACAACUAUGGCGAAAACAAUCGGUGCCAAGAAGUCACUUUGGCAACAAGUGUGCGAAGAGUAUGAAGCGGAGCAGCCCCGUCCUCCCUGUGCUGUGUGGACAGAUGACAGCUCAGUUAACACCCUGAUCUCACAGUACAGCGCUAGUACGCACUCCCCGGUCUUCUAUGGACUCACCACAGCCAAGGUGUCUGUGGAUGAUGACCCUCUCAGAGACUUCGACCCCCUCCUUGGUCACCCUGCUCUUGCUGGUUACUCCGUGUUAGAAAAACCUCGUCCUUCAAGUCAGGGGUAUCUGUCAGCAGCUGAAUCAUUGUCACCAAAACUACAAUCAAGUCCUGUCCUACAGGUUUUGGAAAGAAGAGUGUUUCCAGUGUUGUUGCCUGGACUGGAAGCUUUGCUAGAGGAAGCCCAGAAGCGUGGCUGUUUUGAGAGAAAAAGAACAACAUUUGACCCCUGCGAUUUCCUGACAGAGUGGCUCUACAACAACAAUCCUUACAGGCAGGAGCAGGCCCAGGUGACCUUUCAUGACAUCCCCUUUGUCAAGAACUGGCUCAUCAAGCAUCCCAGGCCUCCCAUCCCUCUGUUCCUGCUGCUGAGUGAGGAUCAGGCUGCUCUGCUCAUCCAGGCCUUCUGGAGGGGAUACAAGAUCAGGGCACGCCCAGAUGUGCAGGAGCUGCGCCUGUGGCAGAAAGAACUGAGGGAGAAAAGUGACAUUGCCAAAACUGUUGAGAAGUUCUGGGCCCAGCAAGAGAGCCGAGUUGGAUCUGCCAUGACUGAUCCUCCAGAAAGCCCUCAGCCUGGCAAGCCAGAAGUGUCCAUCCAGGUAGUGUCCCCCUCUCCUCAAAGCACUGUGGUUCACACACCCACCACCCAUAUGACCCCUGAGGCUGGUGAGUGGCUGUUGACCCCCGGCCUGUGGAGCAUGGACAAAACAGCCUCUGCUCUACCAGUGGCUGAUUACCUCACUGCAUCGGAGCCUGGCACGUCCUUGACUGCAGUAUCUCCAUCUUUACUUCAAACUCAAAACCUCAACCCGACCAGCGGUUCUAUUAACUGAAAUCAUUGCUGUGUGUACAAGGUUUGUCUGGUAUUUAAAGGCCAUCAAACUCUGUUAGGUUGAUGUCAACUGACCAAAGUGAUCCGUCAAACAAGCCAUUAAAAACGCCUGUAACCAAUUGGAUAUGGCCACACAGGGGUUUAUGGUCCGAGAUCCAUGUCUAAUUAGUUGAUUGCUUUCAUUGCCUUUUUGAUGGAUCACUUCCCUUUUACGAGUCUCACCCAACAAAUGAACACCAUAUAGCACGGAUCACAUAUUAUACUGUUGGAGGGAGGCCUCUUGUAACAGACUUAAUAUUUCCUCUCAGCCCCUCAGGCUGAUAUCUUGCCAGAUGAUAACCAACUCGUAUUUCCUCGCCUUGUCAUUUCUGCUUUCCUUGGCAAUAUAUAUCAUACCAAGAGGCUGAAGCAUUUCUAUUCAGGCCACAAUCUGGGGUCAGACUGAAAGGUGGCUCUGCGUGGCCAGAAGCACUUUCUGUCCUGUGUAUCAGAAAAGGAAAUUACCCUGUCAGAGAAACAGAGGAUAUCAAACUGAGAGUUAAAAAACUUCUCUGAGAUCACUGAGUGAUUGACAGCAACUCCAACAGAGCAAAAGAAAAUCUAAAUUUCUGAAUAAAGCUUUCUAUAUUACAACAGAACUAAGAAGGCACAUCAUACUGUUUAUCAUACAUCUCCUGGUACAUGGCUCUGUUGACUUUUGACUCAAUAAAACACAGUGGAUCAAAACUAGCAGAUAUCAUGGCACCCAAACCAUCACAGACUGUGGACACUUUAAACACCUUGGAUUCUGCGCCUCUCCUGUCUUCCUCAAACUCUCUGAACGUAAAAAGGACUUUGGACCACUGAGCAACAGUUAAGUUAUUUUCUCCUUAGCCUCCUGCUGCCGUUGUCUUCUGGUUCAGGAGUGGUUUGAUAUCAGGAAUGUGACAGUUGCAGCCUCUUUCCUAAGGACAACUGUGCAUGGUGGCUCUUGAUGCACUGACGCCAAGCUCUGUCCACUUCCUUGUGAAGCGCUUUCAGGUUGUUCAAUGAACUUUUCUCGACAGUUCUCUCAAGGCUGCAGUCAUCCUAUUCCUCAUGCAUCUUUUUCUGUCAUACUUUUCCCUUCCAGUAAGCUCUCUAUUAACACGUUUCGGUUCAGCACUCUGCAAAACAGCUAGUCUUUUCAGCACCAACUUUCUGUGGUUUAAUCUCCUUGUAGAGGGCGUUGAUGAUCGUCUUCUGGUUUAAGUCCGAACCAGAAGUCCGAACAAAAUAUUGAGCUCUAUCACAAUAUCCUGAUUCUUUUAGCUGCACUUGUAUAAAACAAAGCUAUAUGUAAAUAUUUGAAUAUUGAUGUAAAAGCUAAAAACAAACUUGCCCUCUAAACUUCCACCAUUUCUAUCUCUGGAUAGGAAGGUUGUUGGUUUUUGGAAUGUUUUGUUUAUUCUGUGAAUACUUUCUUGUGUGGUCUCAAUCUUUUGCAAGAUAGGUUUAAAUGUCAGACAGUUUGUAUCGCUCCAACCCUUUCCCCCCCUUUUUUUACACCUCAAAGCCAUCAAACAUCCUCUUAAAUGUCACGUCUCUGCCAUGGAAAGUUAAUGCAAUUGGAUUAGCAAAAUGUUGUGGAUAGAAAGACUUCCUGCUGCUCCACUGGCUCUGUCUUCAUAUUUUUGUUCAUGCCAACACGACUGUGCAGGCGGUCACUCUCUUCUCCCGCUUGUGUGUCAUUAAACUGCUGGACCAGAGUGCACUCCUGGCAUAUUUCCAUCACUUCUUGAACCCAGCAUACCUGAGAGGAUACUCCUGCUUUCCCCCUCUGUGUCUCCGCAGAGAGGCAGGGCUGCGGCCUCCUGAUGGACGGCUUCUCUGACCAUCCCAGGCACUGAUGCACUCUGCCUCACAGUGAGCCACAGGGAGGGUCAUGUAUCUCCAUCUGCAGUCGGUGCAUUUCUCAUGGCCAUCCACAAAAUACAAAAGAAGCAUGCGGCCAUUGCAAGUUUGUCCACUCUGUGCUACAGUACAAACAUAGCAGAGCCAGAUGCCAGCCUCCUUGGAAGGGGACCCACUCCUUCUGUAGACAUAAAAAGCUCAUUCUAAGUCAACAAACACAAAAGAAGUUUUAGAUUCAGGUGAAUAAAAACACAACAUCCAGUUAAAAGUUAACUACAAACAUGACACUUUUAUUGAACUUUUUUUUCCUGAUUUGGUUACAGAAACGAGAGUUAACAGUUUUUUUUCUUUAUCUAAUCAGGGGAAUAAAGUUCUAUACAUA